Molecule: messenger RNA, 6050 nt
Organism: Salarias fasciatus (jewelled blenny)
Lineage: Eukaryota; Metazoa; Chordata; Actinopteri; Blenniiformes; Blenniidae
Gene: alk
Product: ALK receptor tyrosine kinase
Exons: 29
Coding region: 88-5394 (1768 amino acids)
Biological process (GO): multicellular organism development; cell surface receptor protein tyrosine kinase signaling pathway; positive regulation of kinase activity
Cellular component (GO): signaling receptor complex; plasma membrane
Molecular function (GO): ATP binding; protein binding; transmembrane receptor protein tyrosine kinase activity
Source: RefSeq, a predicted model, not a curated record
ACACAGGCAGCGGAGAGGAGGGCGAACGCUGGGAUUAUAAGAGCUCCUGCUUCUCCUCGAAACGACGCUGAUUUAUUUCCCUUCAACAUGCACACCAGGAUAUUCUUUUUGCUUGUUUGUUCUGCGGCAUUUUUCGCCGGGCUGCACUGCGCCUCUCCAAGGACCACGGCGGGAAUGGAUCUCUCCACCGCCGGUAACACCAGCACCGGAGGAGGCGGCGGCGGCGGCGGCGGAGGAGGCAGCAGUGGGGAAACAGGGGGGAAAAGAGACUCGAACCAGACCAUCAUGUCCAGAAACAAGAGGAAAACCCUGGCUGUGGAUUUCGCGGUGCCCUCUCUGUUGCGCUAUUAUCUGGCGGAGUUCGUGAAGAGACCCCUGAACGGAGACUGCCAGACUUUCAGCGGCUGCUACACGGUGCGCGCAAACUUGAAAAUGCACUGCAUACCUUUGCAGAAAACCAUCGCCACUUUCGUGGACCCCAAGUCGGAUUCAGCACUGAGGAACGCGUCUGCGGACGGACAGCUCCCCUUCUUCUACAAGCGGCCGCUGUCCAAAGUUCUGAAACUGGGCUUGACGAAGACCAGCAGGAAAUCCAACCAAGUUGUGGUGGAGAUCGGAGAGGAUAUAGUCAGGACGGGAUGCGGGGGGCUUUCCGUGUACGAGGAGGCCCCGGUGUUGACGCUGGAGAUGGACUUGACCACUAUUCUGGAGUGGUGGCUGGGCGCGGAGGGGGGCCGGCUCAGGGUCCGGCUCAUGCCCGAGAAGGCGGCGCAGGAGCCCGGCAUUGAGGACCGAUACACGGCGGCCAUACGGGCUGCAGACCCCCGCCUCUACCUUCAGAUAUCCUCCCAGGGUGAAUCUCAGGAUGGUAGGACUGCUGCUGGUGUUCCUCGGGGGUACUGGAGCUUCUCCUGGGUAGCUGAGGACGAUCUGAGCUCUCCUAACAAUUCCACGCCCCUGUCAGGUCACCAGUGUCCUGGCAGCAGCAGGACAUGUGACCGUCAGGUGGAGGGCACCCCGGAGUUCACCUGGAGCAUCGUGGCCGCCGGAGACCUCCGGGGGGAACGCGGCGAGAAAAGCGAGAAGAAGGCUGGAAGUCCCCAGGGUUGGGAGGAAGGUAAGACCGAAGGUCAGUUCCUGUGGGUGAACAGUUCAGCGUUCGGCGGCCCCUGGGUGAUGAGUCCCUGGCUGUGGGGGGGGCGGGGCUCCUGUGGCUUGGACAUGGCCGUAUUCCUUCACCCCAGACAGGGUGGCCAAUACACCAUUUGGCUGAUUGAGCGAGACAAGCCGCCCCUCGCCCUCUUCUCCACUGACACCCUGCCUCGCAUCACAGGCUGGGCGGUGGUCCACCUCACCCUGGGCACCCACAGGGGGUCACCUUUCAAGAUCCUGGGCAGCUACGAUCAGAGGGUCCCGCAGGACGACACGGCCACCAUCGAGCCCCACUUCACCACCAACUGCACCAUGGCGGCUCCGCCAGGCCAGAACAUCACGCUAGAAGGACAGUACCUGUGCUACCAGGGACCCGGGAUCCCGCUGGACAAGCUGUGUGAUUUCACUCCGGACUGCCCGCACGGCGACGACGAAGGAGACCGAUGUCGACGUUUCCUCAACGGCAGCUACUGCUCUUUUGAAGACGGCGACUGCAGCUGGCAGCCGGCGUCGGGCCGCGGCCUCUCCUGGAGGAAGUUCCGGUCGCUACCCAAGGCGACCCGACAGAGCUGCCCGGCCUCAGGUUCUACGUUCACUGUCGAAGGAGGCCAGUCUAAAGGUCAGCGUGGCUUAGCUUUGCUGAGGAGCCCGCUCUUCCCUCCUCCUCUGAGAAACUCCCCUUGCACGGUGCGGUUCUGGCUGUGCUCCGGCGGUCCGCAGAUGGGCUCGCUGUCUCUGUGGAUGGUGGAGAACAGCACCGGUCCAGAGGAGCAGCGGCGGCUGUGGCACUCGGCCAGCGAGCCCCGAUCGGACAGGGGCUGGAAACUCAUCGUGCUGCCGCUGUACGGGCUGGCAGACUGGUUCUGGCUCCAGUUCAGCACCGAAGAUGGACCUGGACCCGGCUCAGCCAUCUCUCUCGACAACGUCUCUUUCAGCAUGGACUGCUUCCUGGCAUCCAACGGUGAGUUUCCUCCCGUGGUGACCAGCACGACCAGGCUGCCCUUCAGACCGACCAGCCGGACUCUCCCGCCAUCCAUCAGAAGCCCGUCGCUAAACGUCCCCACCACAGAUUACUCCAAAAAGUGGAUUUUUCACACCUGUGGGGCUGUGGGCCCCGAAGGCCCGACUCCCACUCAGUGCCUCAACUCCUACAGGAACAGCAACGUCAACGUGACAGUCGGCACCCGAGGGCCCUUCCAAGGCAUUCAGACGUGGCGGGUCCCAGAAACUGGCACCUACAGGAUCACCGCCUACGGUGCGGCGGGCGGCCGAAGCGUGUUGGCCAUGAGCAGGUCGCACGGCAUCUACAUCACCGGGGACUUCCUGCUGAGGAAGGGCGAGCUGCUUUACAUCCUGGUGGGACAGCAGGGGGAGGACGCCUGCCCCAACUCCAACGCCAUGCUGAAUAAGAUCUGCCUGGAACAGAGCGGCCCGAUGGUGAACAAAACACAAGUGAAAGGUGGAGGAGGUGGAGGUGGAGGGGCCACUUAUGUCUUCAAGGUGGACAAAGGGGUGUACACCCCUCUUAUCAUCGCUGCCGGGGGAGGCGGAAGAGGCUACAGCAGCCAAUCAGAGAACCAGCUGGAGCAGAUGGACUAUGACCCCAGCCAACCGGGACGCAACGGGAAGUCCAACGCCGCAGGUGGAGGCGGAGGUUGGAACGACACCGCUCCCAACAGUCAGGGGGGCAGACCGGCGGUGCUGGGGGGCCAGGGAGGGCAGGCCUGUCAGAAGUUCUGGCAGACCCGCGGCGGCUUCGGGGGCGGCGGGGGCGGCUGUAUGUCCGGCGGUGGCGGCGGAGGCUACAGAGGCGGUAAUACCUCCAUAGAUAACAACCCCAAGCACGAUGGCGAUGACGGCACGUCCUUCCUCAGCCCGGAGGGAGAGCCCUUCGUCUAUGCCCUGAAAGCUAUGGAGGGAGACGGGGAGGUGAUCAUCAGCCCGGUGCAGAACUGCAGCCACUGUGAGAGCGGCGAGUGCCACGUGAUCGACGACGCGGUCGUCUGUUUCUGCGAGGGCGACCUCGUCCUGGACCGGGACAAAGUGUCCUGCAUCAACGCCACAGAGCGCUCCCUGCUGCCGCCGCAGCCUUCUCUGUCCCACCUGGCGUUGGGGCUUUCGGUGGGCACCUCGGCCCUCAUCGCCGCCCUGCUGCUGGCCGUGUCCGGAGUCAUGAUCAUGUACCGGCGUAAACACACCGAGCUGCAGUCCAUUCAGCUGGAGCUGCAGAGCCCAGACUGCAAGCUCAGUAAGCUGCGAGCCUCCACCAUCAUGACAGACUACAACCCCAACUACUGCUUCGCCGGGAAGACGGCCUCCGUCAACGACCUGAAGGAGGUGCCCCGGAGAAACAUUUCUCUCACCAGGGGUCUGGGUCACGGCGCUUUUGGCGAGGUCUACGAAGGCCUGGCGGUGGGGAUACCGGGCGAACCCAGUCCGCUGCAAGUGGCCGUGAAGACACUUCCAGAGGUGUGCUCGGAGCAGGAUGAAUUGGACUUCCUCAUGGAGGCGCUAAUUAUCAGCAAGUUCAGCCACCAGAACAUCGUGCGUUGUAUAGGAGUGAGCCUGCAGGCCAUGCCCAGGUUCAUCCUGCUGGAGCUGAUGGCCGGAGGCGACCUGAAGACCUUCCUGAGAGAGACCAGACCGCGGCUGGAGCAGCCGUCCAGCCUGACCAUGGUGGACCUCCUCAACGUGGCCAGAGACAUCGCCAAGGGCUGCCAGUACCUGGAGGAGAACCAGUUCAUACACAGGGACAUCGCUGCACGGAACUGCCUCCUGACGUGCAAAGGACCGGGCCGAGUCGCCAAGAUCGGAGAUUUCGGGAUGGCUCGGGACAUUUACAGGGCGAGCUAUUACAGGAAGGGAGGGCGGGCCAUGCUGCCGGUGAAGUGGAUGCCACCCGAAGCCUUCAUGGAGGGCAUCUUCACAUCAAAGACAGACACGUGGUCCUUUGGGGUCCUGCUGUGGGAGAUCUUCUCGCUGGGCUACAUGCCAUAUCCCAGCCGCAGCAACCAGGAGGUGCUGGAGUUUGUCACCAACGGCGGAAGGAUGGACCCGCCCAAAAACUGCCCCGGCCCAGUGUAUCGCAUAAUGACUCAGAGUUGGCAGCACCAGCCUGAGGACAGGCCGAACUUCUCAACCAUCCUGGAGAGAAUCGACUACUGUUUGCAGGACCCUGAUGUGGUGACCAUGCUGUUGCCUGUGGAGUACGGACCCGUUCCGGAAGAGGAGGAGCGAGCCCCCGUGCGCCCCGACGACCCCUCGGCCCCGACCGUGCUUGUGAACGCCCAGGUGCCUGACGGAGAGGCUCCGCCGCCGCCGCCCUCCUACCCGACAGAGGCCGUCUCCACGAGCGCGGCGUCGGAGGUCAAAGCACAGACGCCGGCGCCGGCGCCGCCGCAGCCGUACCUCCACCAGCACCAGCAGCCUCACACGCAGACCGCCAUGGCCAUGACUACCACCAACACGGUCACCUGCGCCGCCCCCUCCAUGCUCGCGGCCAAGGGGCCUCACGUCGCGACCCAGCCCGGCCCGGCCGAGGGGGGCCACAUCAACCUGGCCUUCGCCCAGGGCCACCCGCCGGAGAAGGACGGCAAAAGCACCAGUCUGUGGAAUCCGACGUACGGCUCCUGGUUCCUGCAGCAGCAGCAGAGGAAGCAGCAGCAGCAGCAGCAGCAGCAGCAGCAGCUGAGGCAGGGUGGGGUGGGGGGUGCAGGGGGCAGCGGGGCCAGGGUGCCCGGCGAGGGGCAGGAGCACGUGGGCCGGACGGUGGCGGAGGUGGCGGGGGCGCUGGGCCUCCAGCAUCAGCACAAGCAGUUCCAGCAUCAGCUGCAGCAGCAGCACCAGCUGCAGCUGCUGCACCACCAGCAGCAGCAGCAGCAGCAGCAGGGGCUGUGCCGGCCGCUGCUCCCCCCGCCCCCACCUCCCGCCACCCAGUCGCCUCUGCUCCUGGAUUCGGCCGCCUUGCCCCCGGUUCCCCUCUACAGACUGAGACGCUUCCCCUGCGGGAACAUCGGCUACGGCUACCAGGAGCAGGGCCUGCCGCUGGACGCCGCCCCCCCUCCCCCGCCCCCUCAGGGCACGCCCUCCGCCACCCUGCAGCGCGGACCCUCCAUCCCCACCUCAGUGACCCUGGCCCGGCCGGGGGUGCCCGAGGACAGCCGCCCGUUGUUAGUCACCAUGGGGACGGUGCAGGACCCGCGGCUGCCCAGGAUGGAGGGCCACAACGCCACCGUGCUUUAGCCCCGCCCACCCCACCCCACCCCACCCAACCCCCGGCGCUUGCUGGGCCUUCCGGGCCUUUAGUGUCUUUGGAGGCAUCAAACACUGUGCCAGGACAGAGACCCGUUUUCACCGCCCCCCUACCGUCGUUCCUCUCACCUUGGAGGCGUGUUCGAUUCCCCGGCGGAUCCCGGAGCACAUCAGAGAACUCACCCGGCUUCUGAGAGGAAUAAACGCAGACAAAAAAAAAGGCUAGUUUUAAGAGUUUUAAAAAUGUAUUUUUUCAUUGCUGGAGGGAUCGGUUCUGAGAGGACGAGAGUCGGCCGAGAGUCCGGAGCACGGGGAGACUUUCCCGGCGUCGGGGAGCGAGCGCCGUGGCCUGCUGGCGUGGACUCAGAGGAGGGUCGGACCUGCCCGUCUCUGCCAGACGUCCGCUCCCAGAGUUUGGUGACCUGUUUGACUGCAGCAAGUUGUUUACAGCUUGCAGCCAACAUGCAGAACCCACACACACACACACUGUUCCUUAUCCUUUCAGAGAGAAAACAAACUCAACAAAACAAGAAAACAAAAGAAGCGAGAGAAACCAGUGAGUUGAAUAACUUGUAUCAGACUAUUUUUCAAGAAUAUCACAGAAACAGACACUGGAUUACCAGAGACAUUUAUAUGGAGAAAAAAAA